AUGGCUGUGCGGUCUCGCGCUCGGGCUGGCCCCCUACGGCCGCUGGCCGAUGUGGUGGCGGCGGCGAGGGGGAGCGGCGAGCUGGCGGAUGGCGUCCUUGCCGAUCUGGGCACGCAUCUUGGGCGCCUCGGCCCGGAGGACGGACUCGCAGGCGUGGUGCUGCCACUUGCGGCGGCGGCGGUGCGGCAAGUGAGUGCGAGGGCGGCGCUGGGGUAUCUGAUCCGCGAGGAGGGACCGGCGCUGGCGGCGGCGGCGGCGCAGGUUGGAGCCAUCGGCGAGCCGGCUGAUACGCUGAUGGUGGUGGUAGCGCUGAUGAAGCUGGCACCAACGCUGAAGCGUGCCUCACGUCCGGCGAACGAGUCGGGAAACUCGCCGUGGGCGUCAGUGGCGGUCCCGGUCGGCGUUGCAGUCCUGAGGUGUGCCGCUGACGAGCCGGGGCCGACUCGGCUGACUCUCGCCGCGGCUGAUAUGGUGGCGAUGGGGCGGAUGCUGCAGGCAGAGGCCGACGCAGCUCUGGAGACACUGCUGCGGACGCAUGCUCGAUGGGCG
This is a messenger RNA of Thecamonas trahens ATCC 50062, 549 nucleotides long. RefSeq lists its product as uncharacterized. Lineage: Eukaryota; Apusomonadida; Apusomonadidae. The annotation marks the transcript as partial. The transcript has a single exon. The record is from RefSeq and is a predicted model, not a curated record.